GGCAUGGAGAGGCUAAUUCUGCUCGGGGCUCAUGUGCAGAGACGAGAUACUGAACAAGAGGGAAGUGGAGGGAGAGAUAGAGCCGGUUCAUUUUCAGCUCGUCCCCAUAGACUCUGGAAGGGAUUAUACUCUCACUCAGAGAGAGGGAGGGAGAUGCAUACGCUGAGUACCCUGCCUCCAAUCCUCCACACUGCACUGUGCCAUCUCCUCAUCUCCUCAGCACCACUCACUUCUCCCUCUUCCCUUCACCACACACCAGUGUGCAGACACAAACACUCGGCUGCCAUGUAGAGCACUGACCAGAGGGGGACCCCCACCUGCACUGGACCACGAGCCAGGCCGAGAGAAGAGAAAGGCCCCCAUGAUCUCAGCUGGAGAUGCCGAGUUUCCCCGGGAUUACCACACCCUGGCCUCAGGUGGGAGCAGAGGGGCGCGCCAUUAUCCUGACAACAACAACGGGGGCUUCAAGACGUCCUCGCUGGACCGUCGGCACAGUUCUGUGGCUGCCAAAAGUUUGGAGGCCCUGAACAACAUCCACAAAGCGGACAUCGAGCGGCAGCGGGAUGCCCUGAUGGACCUGCAGAAAAACAAGUUCUCCAACAGCCCUGGCAGCCUGUCGCAGGGCUCGGCUGCCGCUGGACGACAGCAACAGCCACACUACUGGAGCUUCAAGUCUCGUACGCCACGUGUGACACGACUCAGCCCGCCACAGCCGGCUCUCACUGAACAGGCCAGCAGGGUUUCCUUCGCGUCCGCCGAGAACUUGGAGACCAUGUCGGAGCCAGACAUUCCCAUUGGCUUCAACCGGAUGAACCGGCUUCGCCAGAGCCUGCCGCUGGCCCGCUCGUCCAGCCAAGCCAAGCUGCGGGCGCCAGGGAUCUUGUUCCUCCAGCUUGGGGAGGAGACCCGGCGGGUGCACCUGACCCAUGAGCUGACCAGCCUGGACACCCUAAGAGCCCUCAUAGUGCACAUGUUCCCCCAGAGACUUACCAUGGCCAUGCUUAGGUCCCCCAGCACGGCUCUACUGAUCAAAGAUGAGACUCGUAACGUCUUCUACGAGCUGGAGGACCCGCGGGAUGUUCAAGACCGCUGUGUCAUCAAAAUCUACUGCAAAGAGCCUAUCUAUGGCACAUACCCCGGACACCACAACCCACAUCUGGCCAAUGGAGACCUGCGAAGGGAGAUGGUGUACGCCCCUCAGGACUCUCCCUCUAACCGCCGUCUGAGUAACCCCCCCAUGUCCUCACAGCACUCGUCCUCGUCUGCCUCACCCCCCCAUGGCUCACCCUCCCGCGCCCGCCUUCUCUACAGCAGCGCCGGCAGGCCCUCCUCCUACGCAGGGCCUCCUCAUCACACCCACUCCUUGCCUCACCCACACUCCCAGUCUCACCAUUCCUCCCCUCACCAGCAGCCCCAGCUCCACCAGCCGCAUCACUCCCCCCCGGUCUUCUGCACCUCCUCCAGUGCUAUUUUGGAGCGCAGGGAUGUGAAGCCUGAUGACGAGAUGGGGGGCUCCAGAAGCAUGAUGUUGCUGCGAGGAGACGACCGGAUGGGAGGUGGGAUCUACGCAGAUCCCUACUCUUUGGGGCCGGACACAAGUCGGCUGGCUCUGGCUGGAGGCCCUCACUCCCCAAUGCCGGCCAGAGCCGACCCCUACGGCUCCUUAUACCGUCGUGGGGGAGGUGGGGGAGGCGGUCAUGGAUCCGUUCGCUCGCUUACUUCCUAUUCUGCUGCUGCUAUACAGGGGGAACUGAUAGAGAGCAGCGCCCUCUACAGGCCAGGAGGACCCCUUUAUAAUGAUGCUUAUGCAGCGUCGAUGUUGGCCAUGGGGCUGCGGGUGCCACCGCCGUCCUCCCCCCAGAAGAUACCUGACAUGAGGGACUCCUACGGAGCUACCAUGCCUGCUCGGGGUUCCCCUGGGAGGCAGAAUUUGCGAAGGGACUCUGUGACCUCAUCUGUGUUUGGAGACAGCCCCAAAGCCAGAGGCCAGGGUCCUGGGUUGAGUCUUACCGCAGAACAGCUGUGCUUAAUGCAGGGGGGGGAAGGAGGGGGUGCAGGGGGCUUCGGUUCACCACUUCUGGGAAAUGAGACAGAGACUCGGGAACGUAUGGAGGCCAUGGAGAAGCAGAUCGCCAGUCUGACCGGGCUGCUGCAGAGAGUUCUGAGCAGAGCGCCUGAACCUGAAAGCCCGGAGAAGGGUGAGUCCGCGAGCGACUGCUCAGGAACUGAGGCUGGACGAACUAAAAAACAGAAAGUUUUGACACCAUCUGCCCCCCUGGCCCUGAUGCCGCCUCCCUCUCUGGGGCCCAACCAGCCUGUCCCCGUUUCCCGGCUGCAAAUGCAGCUCCACCUACAGGGCCUGCAGCAGAACACCAACGCGCUGCGCAAGCAGCUGUCGCAGCUACGCAACAUGCAGCUGGAGAACCAGGAUGCGGUUCUCUCCCUGCUCAGACAGACCGAGUCGGAGUUGAGCCUCAUGAUGCUGGACGCUAUGCGUACCCAGGAGGACCCCCUCCAGAGACAGCGCCUCCUGGUGGAGGAGGAGAGACUCAAGUACCUCAAUCAGGAGGAGCUGCUCAUCCAGCAGCUGCAUGAUCUGGAGAAGUCUGUGGAAGAGCUGCAGAGGAAUUCGUCCAUCAACCACGGGCUGGUGACGGAACAGGACGUGGAGCAGAAAAGCAAAGAGCUGAGGAUGCUGGGGGAGACACUCACGGAGCUUAAAAACCAGUUCCCCAGCCUGCAGAGUAAGAUGCGGGUGGUGCUGAGGGUGGAGGUGGAGGCUGUUAAGUUUCUGAAAGAGGAGCCUCACCGGCUGGAGGCUCUGCUGAAGCGCUGCAACACCAUGACCGACACGCUCAGCUCACUGCGAAGGCAGGUCACUGACGGGGUUUGGAAGAGUCCUGAAGACUUUUCCAGCCAAGCCCAAAAGAAAGGAGAAGACCUGAGUCACAGCUCAGACCUGGACGUCCUCAACAGUCCUCCGCUCAGUCUCACUGACCUCAGCACCAGCGCCGGCCUAGCUAACUGGAAGCCUUUCUCGGCUGUUGAUGCAGAUGUUUCAGGCCCGGAGCAGGACGUUCAGUCCUCCAUGACCUUUAGAAAUCGAAUUCUGGAUGAGCUGCCAGCCCGGCGUUCUGCUGACAAGUCUGUUUCUGCUGAAGUCCGACUGGCGGCGGAGCGGGACUGGGAAGAGAAGCGAGCCAGUUUGACCCAAUUCAGCGCCCAGGACAUCAACCGCCUGCUGGAGGAGACCCAGGCCGAGCUGAUGAAGGCCAUCCCGGACCUCGAGUUCGCAGCCAAGCACAUAAACAAGCCAGCAGUGCCCCCCAAGCCCCAUAUUACCCUCCCCAUAACGUCCACCACAGCCACGUCCUCUGCGGCUGGCACCACUGGGACGACAGCCACCACCGCCGCCACCACCGCCACCACCGCCACCCCCACCAGCGCGCCCAGCGGCGACCCACAGCCUGGAAAAGUUCAUCUGGCUGCCCAGAAGCUGAACAGUAUGGAGGGGGGCGGUUCCCACCGAGGGUCAGUGGAUCUCAGCGCAGCCAAGUACAGAACGGAGAAGCCCUCCAAGUCUCCUCCCCCGCCUCCUCCUCGCCGGAGCUUCCCGUCGGCACACGGCCUCACCACCAACCGCACAGGGGAGGUCAUCGUCACCACCAAGAAGAACGAAGAUGAGAGUGAGCCGCCCAAGACUCUGGUGAAGCUGAGGAGGACCCCGUCCGACGCCCCGCGGCCGUCCUCCACGCCGCCUGUGAUCGCGGCGUCUGCCAAUCAAGACGAGGACGACGAGGAGAGGAUCAUUGCAGAGCUGGAGAUAUUUCAGAGAGUGCCUGUAAAGGUUUGUAGAAAAGCCUUCCGCUCCCGACCCAAGGCCUCCCCGCCCCGCCUCCUCGGGUCCUUUGGCAGAAAGAACAGCACCAGUUCUCCUGGACCGAUGAAAGGCCCGACUGUGGCUGCUCGACUCAAACACCUCCAGCAAGGCAGCCUGGAAAGACCCAAGACCCGCAAGCAGAAAGAGGACUUCCCUAAAGUCCAGGGCCAGCAGCAGCAUUAAACUUUUGUUGCAGCUUCCAAAUCGCAUCGUAAUCCAUCCAAUCCUGAUUUUUCCAAACUUUCUCCUCACUGCUUUUUCGGACAUCCUUUCGGUCUGCGGGCUUCCCGUUUCUUUUCCUCUUGCUUUGCCUUUUGUCAUUCUCUGUCUGCCUCUCAGGUCUCUCUGGUCUCAUCUGGACUAAGUUCCCGAGGAGUGAGCGCACGGAUCAGUACAGUUAUGGAUUCCAAAUGCAGACCUCAAAGGUUUGACAGUUUUUCAUUCGACUCUGAAGCCUUGCACGACUCUAAACAGUGUCGUGGUGGGCUGUUAAUGAAGGAUCAAGUCUGCAGAAUCUGUGGAGUUCACAGAUUUGUUGCUGUUUUAUUCGGCAUCAUGGGGCAUUGUAUUGUAAUGUGCAAUCCCAGAUUUUAGGAUCCCUGACCUCCAUAUUUGUUUACUAACUGCAAGCAGAGACAUCUGCACAUAAAACAGAGCAGGAAGCCAAUGCUGAUCCAUGCUGCUGUGCAGGAGCGGAUCUCCGCUGGGAUCCACAUGCCACUGAACCGUGUGUUCCAUACGAACCUUCAGACAUUAUUUCCCUGAUGAACACGUGUGUCUCUCUGUGACUCUUAUAGGAGGCAAAAGUGGAUCACAACAAAAACCCAGCUGACUUUAAUGUAGCUGUUGCCAUGGGAAUCAAUGUGUUUAGGCUUUUACCUUUGCUUUCAUUAGUUCAUAAACUCACCCUUAUAAUCAGGCAUUAAAUGGAACUUCUAUGUGUUCUUUAUAUCUUCUUCAUGCUGAAUGAAUUAACCCGUCUACUCAGCAGCAUUGCAGAAGUGGAGCUAAACGUGAUUAUUGCUCCUUCAACUCAAUGUUUCCCAAUAGUUUCAAAAUCCAUCAUGAUUUAUCAGAUCUUGUUCUCCCCCCCAUGUCAAAUUCUCAGACUGGCUCCCCUGAGCCCCCCUGAGCCCCUCACUCCCUUUUAAGAAAGGAUGUAUGAAGCUCUUACGAAUUGCUUUCCUGUCCCUUCACGUGACAUCUGAUGCCCUCACCUGUGGACACGGGCGAAAAACCGGCAAACCUUUGGGGGGCACAUAGGGGGUCCACACACCGUAGACCGCCCGCUUAGCCCGGAGAGCAGAAAUGUUCGUUCACAUGACAGAUCUUAGUGAAAACUUAACAUGUCAGUCUGUGAGAUGCAGGCAUGAUGUCCAGAUUUUUCCUUUUUUCAACCUUCCCAAAUCCUGGAGCCCCUAAGAAAACGUGAAAAGUGUGCGCUGCUUGCAUGCGGUCAGAAAGGUGCCAGUACUCCCACGUCACUAUCCACUAAAGUGUCGUGUAAGGACACCAUGUGACAGCAUCACGGUUAUAGAUGCGUUCAACUUACAUAAUCUUUACAAAUACUUCACGAUACAUUUACCACACACACGACAAUAGUACUGUUCAUUUAAUUGACGUCUCUUGAGGCACGAGCCUCAAGCGAACUGUAAGACACACCUGCACCUCCCCUUAAGUUGCAGCCGCUCCUCUCUAUGACCCUCCAUGGGCCUGGCCAAUCCAAAAACCUGCAGCACCUGUACAGGUAGACUCCCACCCAUGAGCCCAGAUGGGUUCAGCAGCAGGAUUUUUGGGAUGGAAAGCUUACACCGUCAAAAAGAUCUUUAGGAUUGGACAUGGUUUUAUAACCCACGCAGAGUGAUGCAUUUUGGGUAUGGUAGGUGGACUGGUCAGCCUACCAUGCUCAAAAAGAAAAGAAAAACAAUACAAACAAAAGUCUACAAACGUUUGAGGCAACAAGACGUUUGUUGAGGAAGGACGACAUCACCAGAUUUAGUCAGAACUUAGAGAAAAGCCUAAACAGAAAUUCAUUUCUGUUUUUUUUACUUUAUGCACAAUUUCCAUUUAUGUAAAGACAAAAGUUAGCCAUAUAAAAUCACUAAAUAUUCCAGAUGAAAUGCACAGAUCCACCUUUUCAACCCACUUAAAUGACAGAAAGGCCAACCAGAUAUUUCAAUGCUGCUUUCUAAAACUCCCAUUGUUCAGGAAUUCACAACAUGGAAGGAAAAAGGACUUUAAGCUGCUAACUGUAGAGAAGGUAGUCACUGAUUUUAAAAACUAUGUUGGUUAAUACUUCUGAGAUGGCUCUGAUGUGGCCUCAGGUGGGAAAAGAAGCAGAAGCGAGUUUGAAGCCUCCCAGAAGCUUUUCAGGAAAACUAAGCUCCAAUAAGUUCUGAACCUUUCCUUUCUUUGCCUGGAACACAGAUAGAGGUGGAAUGACACAGAUGCUAGUACAAAAUGUCAGCUUUUGUCUUUUAUGGAAGCUUAAACUCCAAUAGUUUUCUUGGUGUCAGGAGGACAGAGAGAAACUUAAAUGUUUCAGAGUGAAGUGUAUGAAACGAAUCUCAGAGAUAAGAAGUGUUCCUGCAGCAGAUCUGUUCCUGAAGGAAAAUAAAAAAACAGCAGGUAAUCUGAGCUAAAGCGUUAAAUGAGAGUCUAAUAAAUGUGUGGACCCUAAAUAUAGGGUAACAGACGGACACAGGUCACAUAGAAAGGGAAUCUCUCCACAGAUAUGUUGUAUGUAUUUUAGUAAAGGAUCAUAGUUUUUUUUUUAACAGAACAUGUAUAAAAGAAAUUUUCAUCUAUGUUUUAUAUACUCAAGCUUUUUUUGUAUUUUUCUACUUGAAUAGGACCCAUCCACAUGGAACACAUUUACUCUGUAAAUCUUUAUUUUUCUGCAUUAAAUAAAUUUGUUUUGUUGCCAUAGAACCAACCAGAAUGACCAUUUGUUUAUAGAGACCAGGGCGCCCUCCGGAUGGUGCCCCCACAUUUCUAAAAAGCACAUGAACCGAUCACCUCACUGACGAGACAUCCUAUUGGUAGCUGUUUUCCUCUAUUAUAACCAAUCGUGUGCGUGCACUACACAGAAUAUACAGUUAAAACUGUUUAUUGAUGGUUUCUUGAUGAAUUUGUGAUCGUUAAACCAUUUGUGGAUGUUUAACUCGUGUAGAUAAAACCCAAAUAUUAAAAUGUUGAUUUCAUGUGAAUUUUCUUUUUUUAUAGGAAGUGAAAAUUAUAUAUAAAUAUACUCCCAAAUGGCAUGCAUACUGUAUACAUUCCUGGAAAAUCUGCACGCUGGGUCAACAGAGGUCUCAUUUUCUUGUCAAUAAAUCUGUGUAUACUUGUGAGUGUAUAAUAGAGUAAACAAUAAUUGUACAGCGACAUUUUUGUAUCACGUUCCAAAUACUAAAGAAGAAAAACAUGCGUUUAUUUAGACGAGUAUCUGAGAGAUGCUGUAUAUCAGCCACAUACUGUUCCGUCAGUCUGAAAGUGAUGCUUGCUGUGUGGGUCAGUGUUGACUGUGAACUGUGAAGAAGAAUAAUAAACUAAUACAAAGUCAGUAUACUGCAACUAAAGACCUGUCAAACCGUGCAAAAACACAGCACAACUUUGUGUGUGGAAAGUGAAAAGUUGCUGCUUCGUGUGACAAAAAAGGUGAAAAAAUAACCAAACCGAACGGUUGCUGCUUUUGUACAUUCCUGUUGUGUCUUUGUGACAUUAAAAGUGAGACUCUUAUACAA
Oryzias latipes (Japanese medaka) is the source of this 7623-nucleotide messenger RNA. Lineage: Eukaryota; Metazoa; Chordata; Actinopteri; Beloniformes; Adrianichthyidae. The record is from RefSeq and is a predicted model, not a curated record.